This is a messenger RNA of Perca fluviatilis (European perch), 1045 nucleotides long. Its product is annotated as protein shisa-5-like. The transcript is spliced from 4 exons. Bases 248 to 715 code for a protein of 155 amino acids. The record is from RefSeq and is a predicted model, not a curated record. NCBI's taxonomy places the organism in Eukaryota, Metazoa, Chordata, Actinopteri, Perciformes, Percidae.
AGCUUCAGAGUCGCCAGGGUGUCCAACUCCAUCAGGUUCAUUGUUCACUUUGUGUGGCUGAAGUAGUCCAACAUCCGAUGGAAGCACGACCCUUAAAAACUGGAGCAAUGGUCUCUUUGACUGCUUUGAAAAUGCAAAUACUUGUUGCUAUGGUUUCUGGUGCUGCCCUUGCCUUGCCUGCACAGUUUCAGGAAAAUUUGGAGAGAACCGUUGUCUCCCAUUAUGUGACAUAUUAAGCCCCGCCAUAAUGGCUAUCUUUGGGAUACCUGUGUGUGCGGCGCCUCCUGCAGGCCUCUCCUUAAGGUCUGCCAUGCGAAACAGAUAUGCUAUCGAGGGUUCUCUCUGUAGGGACAUCGUAAUUUCCUGUUUCUGCGGGUGGUGCAACUGGUGUCAGAUGCAUCGUGAGUUAAGAAAUCGUGAAAACACUCCCAUUGUUGUCAAUGUGCACCAUCAAAAUGUUAUAAACGUGAAUGUGCAGCAGCCUGCUCCAAUGAUGAUGGCUCCUGAAUACCCUGCUCCAACAAUGAUGGCUCCUGAAUACCCUGCUCCAAUGAUGAUGGGUCCUGAAUACCCUGCUCCAAUGAUGAUGGCUCCUGAAUACCCUGCUCCAACGAUGAUGGCUCCUGAAUACCCUGCUCCAAUGAUGAUGGGUCCUGAAUACCCUGCUCAAAUGAUGAAGCCUCCUGAAUACAAAUUAGUGGAAACCAAAGAUUGAGAGUAUGAUGAUGAUGACAUUUUAGUUUCUUAACCCUCACAGGUCUAAUCCAAUUUCUUUCCCAUAUUUGGUUCGCCUGGUCUCCUUGUGUAAUAAUGCUUGUAUAACCUCAACCCUGUGAUGCACAAUCAAGUUAUAAACAUCUUUUUUCAGGACGAUCUGGGCUAUCAGGAUAUGUAUGCUGCAGGGAUGUCAUAAGAAUGUAUGCAUUGCUAUAUGACCAUAAAAGACGACAGAAAAGACUAAACAGUAAUUGAAUCUGACAAAAAUGUAUUAAAAUCACACAGAGAAUAAUAAAAUCUAAACCUUUUGGCUUUUGAAAAUUGUUAU